ACCUAUGCUUGUUUCUACAUUUUAUACCUAGUUACGUUACAGUUUAUACAACAUGGGCUCAAGCUUUUUACAAAUUUUAUUUUUCUUGUUUUUUACCAGAUUAAUCUAUGCCUACGACAUACGAAAUCACCCUUGCUGCCAAGAGCCCUCAGACAAUAUUAGCCUGGCGAUGAUCAUCGACGCGUACGAGAUCUACGGCCACGACCCGACGGACAAACUGGACCAUCUCGCGCACUAUCAGAUAGAGAUGAUGAAGAUUAAGAGGGCGCCUGAUCAGUACAUAAUUAACGAGCAUGUCCACAUUGCAACAGACCACCUCGGCAGAUUUAUUAACAUGCAUAUAAAGGAACUAAAGGUCCUGCUGAUCGCUUUAGAAGAUGUAAUAGACAACAUGCUGACAAUGUACGACAAUCACAAUGCGAUUAAAACUGAAAGAGUCGCAACGUUUAAUUCAGCGGCUGGUGGUGCGGUCCCAUCCGAGUUUUACCUUAGUCAAGAAUUUUACUGCGGCAAGAACGUCUACAUCUUCAUAUCGGAGUUGUACAGCGACAUCUACAACAUGGGGCGCGGAAUCACCCCCCACUGUAGGGGCAGAGGGUUCCACUUCCUAGGCUUCGUCCAUUUCGCGGACGACAACAAGUAUUAUCUGGAAGAAGAUCCGAGCAUAGUUUUCCAAGGUGACAACUUUAUACACGGGCUGGAGUGUCACCUAGGUAUUUGUAUUUUCAGGUUCCCAUUCAAAAAGAGUCUCCAACACGUGCGAGACGUGUCAACGCUUCCAAAGGCGAUCGUCAAAUGCGGCCUUAUCAUGUACAAACUACCCCCACUAACUGCUGCGUCUUGUAUCAUCACCUCAGGGUCCUUUAUACUGGACUUUAACAUUCAAGGGAUACGGUAUAGACAUUAUGAUUAUAUGCUGUUUCUUCCCAACGGCCACUCAUUUUACACAAAAGAGCCGAUGACACCGUUAGUUUGCGACCACCACGUUUGUGAAUGGAACAACACUAAUUUCUACGGAGGACCCUUUCUAAUCCCGGGCGACCCUGGCAAUGGCCUGUCCCCAAUCCCACCUUUCUUGGAACAAACCACGGAAGCGUACCAUUUCUCCACGGAACCUCCUGGUGGUCCCGACUACGCCAAUAUUACUUAUACCUUAGAUGGGUGUUGGUUCAUGUUUCCUCCGAACUACGGAUCUAUAGCUGGCAUCAGCUACUUAGAUCCCCUCACCGUGAACGAGUACCGGUAUACAUGCUCCGGUUCAGGAAACAAGGGUCUGUAUUGGUACCCUCAAUGGAUGGGCGCUCCCCCGCACCACCCGUACCCGCGCUCCGACGACUCGCCCACCGACCUCAACCCGGACGUGCCGAGCGUGUUCUACCCGCACCAGGCCCAGAGACAAGCGUCGCCUGAUGUACCUACAUUUCAAAUUGGGACCAAUUAAAUAUAAAAGCUAUUUGCU
Maniola jurtina (meadow brown) is the source of this 1459-nucleotide messenger RNA. RefSeq lists its product as uncharacterized. The record is from RefSeq and is a predicted model, not a curated record. The coding region runs from base 53 to 1441 and encodes 462 amino acids. The transcript has 10 exons. NCBI's taxonomy places the organism in Eukaryota, Metazoa, Arthropoda, Insecta, Lepidoptera, Nymphalidae.